Molecule: messenger RNA, 3948 nt
Organism: Penaeus monodon (black tiger shrimp)
Lineage: Eukaryota; Metazoa; Arthropoda; Malacostraca; Decapoda; Penaeidae
Exons: 9
Coding region: 97-2211 (704 amino acids)
Biological process (GO): carbohydrate metabolic process; glycosphingolipid biosynthetic process
Molecular function (GO): N-acetyl-beta-glucosaminyl-derivative 4-beta-N-acetylgalactosaminyltransferase activity
Source: RefSeq, a predicted model, not a curated record
AACGGGCGGAGAGGGAGAGGUGGGCGUGGUGAAGGCGUGGGCGCCCUGCCUGCGUCAUGAGGUGGGCAGAGACACCGGCCGCCCUUGAGCCCCGUCAUGAGCGCCCGCGCCCGACACGCCCCUGAUCCGGGGCCAACGCUCAUCCGCAUCAGCCCGGCGCGCAUCCACACGCAGGUGACCCAGACUGUGAGGUACCGUCCGCUGAGGUCACUGCUGUUGCUCGUUCUCCUGGUCAUAGUGUCACUCUUCGUCCUGCUCACGUUGUCCCAGAUGGCCGUCGUCCAGCACACCAUGAUGGCCCAGCUGGACACCCGCCGCCCGGGAGUGGCCGGCCUGGGCGUGGGGAACCUGGUGGGGGGGCGGGCGGGGGCGCGGACCCCCCAGAGGACGUGGAAGAGUCAGUUCAACCAGUUCAAAAUCGAGCCGCUUCUCAUACGCAAUGCGCCGUCCGUGGAGGUGAACAGCGCCCUGGCAGACAACCGCCGGCGAGCGAGCAAGCUGGCCGCCAUCAUCGUCAGGAACUCCAUCCUCGUCACUUACUCCGCUCGCCACGCCAACCUCUCCUCGACCCACCGCGAGCCCCACUCAACCCAGCCUCAGCCCCAGCCCGCCCACCUCCACCCACGCCAGUCCACGACCCCCGCUUCAACGACGGGCGCCCAGUCUUCCCCCGCCCUCCUCAACCCGCACGCCCGCAAGACGAACGGCAUCGUCCAAACCCCGCCCACGGCCUCGCCCGCCCACACCACUCACCACGCCCACGGUCUCUCGAACUCGUCGGUCGCUACGAGAAGCCCUCCGAGUGCCUCGCGUGAUACAGCGAGUGUCCGCAGCGACGUCGUGGAAGCUCCGUCAGGUGCCGGUGCCGACGGGACGAGAGCGAGUGCCAGUGAGGGCAGCGGGAUAGUGAGUGCCAGUGCCCCAGCAGGCAGUACCAGCCGCCCACAGACAAAGGCGAGUGCCAGUGCGGAAACCCAAAGAAGACACUUUCUGAGAAAACUCGGGUGCGCUCCCGAGGACGCUGGCUGUGAGAGUGACACCAGACGGCCGCAGCGAACGGCGCGCGCAGGGCCCGCGCCGUCCCUCGCUGGUUCCGCAGGGACGGCCGCCCCAGGCGUCCCCGGCGGCAGCGCCACGCCCGCGGCAGAGCGGCAAGAGGAGUACGGGGACCGGAGGGAGACCGAGGCCCUCCCGACGGAGUUCGGCGAGGCGGAGAAGGACUUCGAGCCCCUCUACCUGCGGGAGGACGACGAGAGGGACGACCUCACCGGCGCCGGCGCCACGACGCCCGCGCCCACGCGCAAGCCGCGGCCCGUGCCAAGGCUGACGGAGGAGCAGCUGAGGGCGCUGCCCCCGUGCCCCGACAUUCCUCCUGACCUCAAAGGUCACCUCAGCAUCGACCUGGAGGAGAUGGAGCAGCUAGGUCUCGAAGAGGUUCUGUCGAAGCUGGACUGGGUUCUACCGGGAGGCCGCUGGAGUCCGGUUCACGAGGCCAAGAACCCUUGUCUUCCGCGCCACAAGGUGGUGGUGGUUCUGCCCUACCGCGAUCGCCUGCACCAUCUGGUUAUUCUGCUCAGCUGGCUUCACCCGAUCCUGCGUCGUCAGCAGCUGGAGUACACCAUCUACGUGGCUGAGCAGGCCGGCAACGCGACCUUCAACAAGGGCGCCAUCAUGAACGCCGGCUUCAUGGAGGCGUGGCAGCGCGGCGACGCCAACUGCUUCGUCUUCCACGACGUCGACCUCCUGCCCGAGGACGACCGGAACAUGUACUCGUGCCCGCCGCAGCCUCGGCACCUCUCCGUCGGCGUCGACACCCUGGGAUACAAGUUGCCUUAUUUCCUGCUGGUGGGCGGCGUCCUCAGCGUUCGAGGCGACCACUUCCUCCGACUGAACGGCUAUUCCAACAUGUACUGGGGCUGGGGUGGCGAGGAUGACGAUAUGGGGUACAGGAUCAAACAGUCGGGCCUGAGCAUCACGCGGCCGCCCACCACGCUGGCUCGAUACACAAUGAUCCGCCACCUAAAACGACGGCCUCUCACGUGGAAGGUCCGCGGGAAGCUCGUGAGGACGUCGGGAAGACGCUACAGACUGGACGGACUCAACACCCUCAAGUACAGCCUCCUGGCCAUCCACCGCCAUCCACUCUUCACGCACCUCCUCCUCGACGUUGGCACUCCACCGGAGAACCUCGUGCGCCUCGACGCUCACUGAGGAGCUCCUUCUCGAAGCCGUUUCCCUCAAGGAGAAGCUCAUGCGCCUCGAAGAUCCCGAAGAGCUGUUCUCCCUCCUUCAAGUUGUUCUUCGAGGCAAGAAUCCGGUGACACAUGCUUUAAAAAAAAGAGACGUGAAAAUGGACAUCAUAAACCUGCCAUUUUUCUCACUUGGGCGAUGAAAGUGAUGAUAAUAGCAAUGAUAAAGAAUAUUACAAGUUACAAGGUAACUAAACAAAUCGUUAGAUUCAUGUCUUCCGUUAUGAAAACCAAGAACGGCAGCAAAACUAAAACAAAACAUGAAAAAAUACUAAAAGACCUAAGAGGAGCAUGUAAAUCGAGUCCAGGUUCAGAAAAAAUACAACUGGCAACUCACCCUAAACUCUGAGUUACUCCAAUUCGCCAAAUCUCUCUUAUUCUAAUCAGUUAAUAAUUGUUUAUAGAAAAUUAUAAUUAUUAUUGUUGCCAUCAUCAUUAUCAUCACUAUCAUUAUACAACAUUUCAAUUACUUUACACUUUAUUAUUCUUUACUUCAAAAGAAACUUAGCGAAUCGGAGUAAUGCAGAAUCCGGGUUGAGUUGCCGGUUUUUCCUUUUCCCGAGAUUGGCCAAGACGAAGACCGGAGGCGGCGGCUUAAACUCGUCCCUCCGUCGCUUCUCCGCCGUUUCUUCGUCCUCCUUGUGAUGACUGGGUGUGAUAACUUGUCUCUCGUCCUCUUGCAUAAUUCUUCCUUCUUUCCUCGAGUUAAAAAUGGUAAAAAAACGACGACGAAAAAUAAUAAUGUGAUACAUUAGGACGGUAGUUUAGUAAUACGGGAAAACGAAGCUAAAUUAAGAAAAAUAAAUUUUAAAAGAUAGGUCACUGAAUAAACUUGAAAUCACAUCUAUCAUAUACAAUUCGUUAAUGUUCAUAUAUUUAUGGAUCUCUUGCAUAGUAAAUAAUAAAAUAACUCAUUUUCACGAGAACAUGCCUCGUGCCCCCCGACAAACACACUUGAAAACUGACAAUAAUUAACAAUAAUAGAAACAAUAACAGCUUAAUGAACCGAAACCAACUGAUUAAUAAAAAGCACUCUUAAAUUACUGUAAAAGAUCCGACAUCCUGAAGCCUGAAGUUUGGUCGUUUACCUGUCGAUUUCAGUGUAUAAACCGAUAGAUAAGUGAAGGUAAGUACAAACGGAGAAGCAAGAUGGGAUAACACGGAUUCCAUACCAUCAACAAUGACGGACGACGUAUGCUAAGGCGGUGAGCAUAUUUUUUAUUGUUACUUAGAUUUAGCUUUUUAAUAUCAACAAUACGAUUGCCAAAAUAACCUAAGGAUACCUAGUUUUACCGUAUGUAAGAUACACCAGUGGCAUUUAGAAUUCCACUGAAAGGAUCGGGGAAAAAAAGUGAAAGUUUGUACGUAUCAUAUAAGACGAAAAAAAAAAUUGUCUCACACAGGGACGAAAUCGAAAAUUCCGACUGACAUAAGGUGAAUUUCCUAAUGUCAAAGGCACGAGGAAUCUGGGUCUUUGAAUUAGACUUAGAACCGUGUCUUCUAAGACUUAAACCUCUACCAUGUAACGUUUGAUAUGGACUUUUUUCUCAUUUUUACUGACCAGUUGUUUUGGCAGAUUUUGCUCAGCAACGGUUGCCAAGCAGUGCAUUUCCUGGGGCGAUUUGGAUGGUAUUUUCUGAUAUUUCCUUUGUGACAUGAACGUUGUUUGUAAUGUUUAAAAAUAAAGAGUGAAAGCAAA